Gastrolobium bilobum is the source of this 731-nucleotide messenger RNA. RefSeq names its product UDP-glycosyltransferase TURAN-like. Gene Ontology annotation, cellular component: endoplasmic reticulum. The record is from RefSeq and is a predicted model, not a curated record. Bases 57 to 602 code for a protein of 181 amino acids. Lineage: Eukaryota; Viridiplantae; Streptophyta; Magnoliopsida; Fabales; Fabaceae. The transcript is spliced from 4 exons. Gene Ontology annotation, molecular function: mannosyltransferase activity.
AUAGGUUUUACAAUCUAGAUAUAUAUUAUUCUUAGUCAUUGGCAUAUUACUUUUUAAUGUGUUUGCUUCUUAAAGGAAAUCCAUUGAUGGGUAGUCAUCCCCAAAAUGAGACUGUGUUUACAACGGAGGUUGGUUCAAACAUAUAUUUGAAGCCAAACAGGCCGGCACUUGUUGUAAGCAGUACGAGCUGGACUCCCGAUGAAGAUUUUGGCAUUCUCUUGGAAGCUGCUGUAAUGUAUGACAGACGUGUUGCUGCUAUAUUAGGUGAAGAUGAUUCAUUAGACGAGGAGGUCAUCUGGAAAGAAAUAUCCGAUGGAAAACAAUGUUUAUAUCCCAGAUUGUUAUUCAUCAUUACUGGUAAAGGUCCUGAAAAAGAAAAGUACGAGGCAAAAAUAAAGAGAUUGAAACUUAAACGUGUGGCAUUUCGUACCAUGUGGCUAUCUGCUGAAGAUUAUCCAUUAUUGCUAGGAUCGGCUGAUCUAGGAGUUUGUUUGCAUACUUCAUCAUCGGGAUUAGACCUUCCCAUGAAGGUAUCCAUUGUUAUAUGUCAAUGUACAAACAAAGAUACGCUAUUAGCAAUUUUUUUUACAUUGUUAUUUUGAUAACCUUCCUAUGUGUAAUCUUUUGUAUCAUUUAGCCACAUUGCACCCAUAAGCUUCUUAGCCAUGAAACUGUAAUAAAUAUCAUGUUGCUUACGUUGGUAUUCCUAUGUUAUAAAACUUUUGAAAUUC